CACUAAAGCUCGUCAUGUCAAGAGGAGAGAAUUGAAAGGUCGCAGGGCUCAAGACUAGAUCGUCGGCAGGUGAAAGGCCAGAGCGGGAUAAGCAUAGCCCGCGUUGGGCAAGAAAGUGGAUAUGAUAAUGGGCUAUCGGACGAAUGAAUGGCACUACAUUCCCGCGAGAGGCAGCCGAGCAGCCCAAACAAGAAUCGGGCGCGCUCAUUCGGAGCUUGGGCCCUGAAACUGGCGCCCAGAGCUCGCGCUCGGCCUUACUGUCCAGCUGAGACGAGUGUCCAGCUAGGAGGAGCGUAUCCACACAUUACAUUUAGGUCUUAAGAGUAGGCAAAAUGGCUUACCAGAGUGGUCAGUAUGUCCCUCCGCAUCUCCGGGGUAUGGCUAUGGGGGCGCCUCCUCCCCCGCCUCCGGGUGGUCCGGGGCCUGUGAUGGGCGGCUACGGCGGCUUCCCUGUCGCCGGCGCGGGCGCGGCUGUUCCGGGUGCUGCACCUUUUGGCGAUGAUCGCGGUCCUCGCGGCGGCUAUGGCGGGGGCUAUGGUGCUCCUCGCGGUGGCUAUGGCGGUGGUGGCUACGGUGGUGGUGGUCGUGGUGGCUUUGGUGGCGAGCGCGGUGGCUACGCGGGCCGCGGUGGUGCUGGUCGCGGCGAGGGAGGCAUCGGCUUCAACCGGCCCUAUGACGAUCCUUUCAAGAAGGCUGAGGCGGAAAAGGCGGAGAUCGAUGCGCUCUACGGCGCUGAGAACACGGGUAUUAACUUCGAGGCUUAUGAGGAUAUUCCCGUGGAGACCAGCGGCAAGGACGUGCCGCCGCCGGUGCACAGCUUCGAGGACCUCCAGCUGCCUGCGUGCAUGAUGGAGAACAUCAAGCGCUGCAAGUUCACCAAGCCCACGCCCGUGCAGAAGCACUCGAUUACCAUUGGUCUGGCUGGUCGCGACCUGAUGGCUUGCGCCCAGACCGGCUCGGGCAAGACCGCCGCGUUCUGCUUCCCCAUCAUCGCGUCCAUGCUCAUGAAGGGCUACCAGCCCGCGGCCGGCCGCAACAGCCGCAAGGCGCUGCCUGGCGCCCUGGUGCUGGCUCCCACCCGUGAGCUGACCAGCCAGAUUUACGACGAGGCCCGCAAGUUCACGUACAUGACGGGCCUGCGCCCCGUGGUCAUCUAUGGUGGCGCCCCCGCGCCCAACCAGCUGCGUGACCUGGAGCGCGGCUGCGACAUCCUGGUCGCCACGCCCGGCCGCCUGAGCGACUUCAUUGAGCGCGGCCGCGUGGGCCUGUCCUCCAUCGUGUUCCUGUGCCUGGACGAGGCGGACCGCAUGCUGGACAUGGGCUUCGAGCCCCAGAUCCGCCGCAUCGUGGAGCAGGAGGACAUGCCGCCCGUGGGCCACCGCCAGACGCUGAUGUUCAGCGCCACCUUCCCCAAGGAGAUCCAGCGCCUGGCCUCCGACUUCCUGGCCAACUACGUCUUCCUGACGGUGGGCCGCGUGGGCUCCUCCACCGACCUGAUCGUGCAGCACAUUGAGUACGUGACGCCGGAGGAGAAGCAGAACACGCUGCUGGACCUGAUCAGCACCGUGGAGCAGGGCCUGACAUUGGUCUUCGUGGAGACCAAGCGCGGCGCCGACGAGCUUGAGCGCAUCCUCACCCGCAACCAGCUGCCCGCCACCUCCAUCCAUGGAGACCGCUCGCAGGAGCAGCGUGAGAUGGCGCUGCGCAGCUUCAAGAGCGGCAAGACGCCCGUGAUGGUGGCCACCGACGUGGCGGCCCGCGGUCUGGACAUUCCCCACGUGACGCACGUUAUCAACUACGACCUGCCCAAGGACAUUGACGACUACGUGCACCGCAUCGGUCGUACCGGCCGCGCCGGUCACAAGGGUCUGGCCACCGCCUUCUUCACCGACUCGGACGCGCCGCUGGCGCGCUCGCUGGUGGAGGUGCUGACGGAGACGAACCAGACCGUGCCCGGCUGGCUGCAGAACUACGCCGCGCGCACGCCCGGCUACGGCCAGAAGGGCCGCCGCGGUGGCGGCCGCUUCGGUGGCCGCGACUUCCGUAAGGACAACUACGGCGGUGGUGGCGGCGGUGGCUACGGUGGCGGCGGCGGCGGCGGCUACGGCGGUGGCGGCUACGGCGGCGGCGGCUACGGCGGCAACCGUGGCGGUGGCGGCUACGGCAGCGGCGGCGGUGGCUAUGGUGGUGGCGGCUACGGCGGUGGCGGCUACGGCGGCGGCGGUGGCGGCUACGGCGGCGGCUACGGCGGCCACCAGUCCGCUUGGGAUUAAGCGCCAUGGGCGCUCCUCCCUGCCGGGGCCGGGGUUGCAGAACCCUCGCGCCAAGCAGCGUGCGGGGAGUGGCGGCGGCGGCGGCGCUCCUGUGGGAGCGCUGCAUUUCAUGCAGCAGGAACAGCUUGCAGUGACCAGCCUAAUUGGUUGUGUGUCAGUGUUUUGUUAUACUGGGGGAUAGUGUCGCCUAGCAGGUAGACUUCGUACUGGCACUGGCGUUGUCGUCGAUAGAGCCAGCGGCCUUUUGGCAUUCAGGCAGCGCUUCAGAGCGUGCUGCCGCGUGGAGGGUUGUCGACAGCUGGCGCACUGGGGUUGAAUCAGCGCCGGAGUGGUGUGUGCGCAGCAGCGUAGAACAGGAUUCGGCGCAUCGACGGCGCUGCUGACAGAGGCGGGAUCUCACAUCAUCCGUGGGAGCAACUCGCGGCUGCAGAAGCCGGGCCGACGCGGCACCGCCUGGGUCAGGUCCCAGGUCGGUUGCGCGGGGACUGGUCGUGGCGCUGGCGCAGCUGCUGCUGCCGGCGUUGGCGCGUUUUGAGCAGUGCACACACGUUGAGCCUGGGGCGACAUGGACGCGCCUGGGGCUGCGCGCCCCCGGGCUUUUCGAUACCAUUCGGGGCAUACGGCAAACGAGGGAGCAGAAGGAAGACAUGAAGAGUAGCGGAGUGUAUGCAUCUGACAGCCCAGAGUGUUUCGCUGCGCGCAACAGAGGUCACUGACCGCGCAGAAAGGCAUGAGAGAGCCGCGCUUCGGACGGAUUCGGGGAGAGGGUUUCGGGCGUUCACCGUGACGCUCGAUUUGCAUUACUGUUCAUUGACCUGCUGCCCGUUGUUGUCAAGUUUUUGCUACAUGUGUGUGCACCCGUGCAGGAUGGUGCAGUGUGUGUAUGUGGUGUGUGCGUGGGGCAGCAGGUUAGGAGCCUCAUUCGAGCCCCUCAACUCGAGUUUUGCAAGCGCGGCUUCCUACGUGUAUCCAUGGGCUGUAGGGUGCAGCGAGACAGGUGUGCUAUUAUCCGAGAGGCAGGAGGUAGUCCGAGAAGACAGGCAGCGGCCGGCAACACAGAGCAAUGCCGCAAGUACGGCUUUAGAGCCUGGUUCCACCCCUUUGUUCAGGGUGGGGCUAGCAGGCUCUGGGGCUAUGGUGAGCGAGGCGCGUGCGCGGGGGCUGGGCACAAAUGCUCCUGCGUGUGUGCGGCGGAGCGGAUGCCAGAUGGCUCAGCGUUUCCUGUGCGCGGUCGUCGGUCGCUAAGCCGCACGCUGCAGGAAGCGGCGGACACACUCUCAUUCGGGCCGAAUUUAUGUGGCCUGGAGUGGCUCGGCCCCCCGCUGCGCCCUGUACAGCGCUGUCUGUGCCUGUCUUUUGGGCAACCUUGUGGUCUCGGGCCCCCGGGGAAUGUGUUCACCCGGGGUGAGCGCCCCUAGACUGACGUCUUCAUAUUCCUGCACUGAUGCCGAUGCCCGCAGAGCGGGGUGCGGACUGUUUGGACUCGCUGAAGUAUUUACGUGUUGAUGUUCGAUGGUUGGUCUCACUACUGAUGCAGGGCCCUGCCCAACAUUUCCAGUGCCGUCGGGGCAAUCUGGGGAGCUCGCUGCAUGCCAGUGCGGCAUUCAGCACGGCGGAGCGGGCAUACCCAAUUGCCGUAUCCCGGGCACUGGGGCAGCCCGCGGCAGAAUACAAAUACUUCUGCUGUUAUGCUGGCGUUACCGCAUGGUCCUUUCGAGGGUGAGCGUUGCUGUUUGUGGAUUUCCGGACGUAACUGGGCGGGUUGCGGUGCGGGCCGGUGGGGCCUUUGGCAUCCGCGGAACUGUAACAGUCCAAUCUG
Molecule: messenger RNA, 4092 nt
Organism: Chlamydomonas reinhardtii
Lineage: Eukaryota; Viridiplantae; Chlorophyta; Chlorophyceae; Chlamydomonadales; Chlamydomonadaceae
Exons: 7
Coding region: 333-2273 (646 amino acids)
Cellular component (GO): nucleus
Molecular function (GO): RNA binding; ATP binding; RNA helicase activity
Source: RefSeq, a predicted model, not a curated record